This is a messenger RNA of Drosophila rhopaloa, 2499 nucleotides long. RefSeq names its product myosin-11. Gene Ontology annotation, cellular component: centrosome. The coding region runs from base 382 to 2310 and encodes 642 amino acids. The transcript is spliced from 2 exons. The record is from RefSeq and is a predicted model, not a curated record. Gene Ontology annotation, biological process: regulation of cilium assembly. Lineage: Eukaryota; Metazoa; Arthropoda; Insecta; Diptera; Drosophilidae.
GAAAAACGGGAAAUAAAUAUGGAAAAUUUAUUAAAAUUAUAAAAUUGUCAGAGAAACUAUCUGUUUACGUGAAUCAGAAUUUAUUUGAUAUUAUAUUAAAUAAUUUUCAACCCAUUUUAUAUUUAAGGCUUAGAGUUAUAUUUUAAAGAUGUUUGUCCUCCUAAGCCGUUCUUACUUCCACGAAUUAGAAGUAUACCUUUCGAGUAGGCGUAACGUUAUAUUUUCUAUCAAAUAAUUUUCGUAACGUCUCACGUAAAAAUUAUUAUCUUUUUUUGGGAAUCGAAUGUGUCAUAACGUUUAAAAAAAAAUUCUCUGUUGGCCAAAAACAGUGCAAAAAAUUACACAAGUGUAUUAUAAACCUAAUAGGCAAAAUUUUCGUAGAUGUUAAAGCCAUCCAAGGGGUCACUAGCUACAAGACAACGCACACUUGGAUUCCGUCCGCAGAAUUGUGCAAAAAUCGAGGAUCACAACCGCAACCAGAUCCUGGAAAAAGCCUCGAUGGGAGAGGACUUCGAAUUGGAGGAGAAGAGCGAGGAACAGCCGGAUGAGAAGAGUAGCUAUGUCAAUAUCCAGGACACGAUGAGUGCCAGCAGCUUAGGUUUCAGGGAUCACUCCAAUCCCAGUGUAUUGAAAUUUCCCAAGCACGGAAACAAGGAAGGUAAGGUUGAUCUUAUGAUGAGUGAUGGUGAGCCAGAACCAGAUAACCAGGGUUAUCGAUCGAAUCACGACUCGGAUAGGAGAUUAAAAAGUCCGCCCAAUUCGGAUGCCAUUGGGAACAAAUUGAAGGACGAACUCAGCAAGUAUAAGCAGGAGCUCAAGGAAUACAAUGAAACCACCAAGGAUCUGGAGGAAAAGUAUAUGAAAAUCAAUUACGAGCUCAACGAAAUGCAGCAGAAGCACAAUCAUUUUGUGACCAGCCGGGGACAAUCUUCAGAAAUGGAUAUGGAAAGUGAGGCCGAUCAGGAUAAUUUCUACAGUUCCGCCAGCAGUGUGGCCUCGCAAAUGACGAUCAAGCGAAAGAGUCCCCAAAUCCUGCGCAGCAACACCAGUUUCAUGACCGUCCUGUCAGCCCGAAGUUCCAGUGGCGAACCCACCCGGAAAAAGUACUCAUCCGAAAGGAGUAAUCGUCAGUCGAAGGAUCACCGAAAUGAGGGCCAUCUCUCGUCGCAGGUUAACAGUGUCUUCGACAGCCGUAUUGUGGAAACACUGGCCAGCCGACACGCCAAGCGCAGAAAGAGAUCCUUGGAGCAGGACGACCGGGAGAGGGAGCCCGCCUCCUUCAAGGACGUCUACAAUGUGCUGAAGGACGUGAUCAACACCUCACAGGACCACAAGUACAAGCAUGAGCGGGAUCGGGAUAGAGAUAGGGACACGGGGGACCUGAGCCAACUGCUGACCACCAUCAAGAGCCUGAAGAGCGAGCAGCUGCAGUUCCGGACGCUCAUCCGGCAGCAGCAGGACAGGAUUGCGGACUACCACACGCGUUGUGUGAAGGCGCAGGACAUCAUGAGCACCCAGAAGCACGAGAUCGAGAAGCUGCACGUGAACAACAAGCAGCUGGAGUCGAGCAUAUAUCACGACAUAGACAGCCUGAGAUCCAAGAUAGACACCAAGCUGAAGAGUGUGUCCCACUUGCCCAAGAUUAUGCGGGAAGAGCACUCCAAAUACGAGAAGGUAAUGCGGGAAAAUUGUCUGCUGGCGGAUAAACUUCAUGCCCUCCAACAGGAGGCCAUGCAACUGAAGGUCAAGAUCGAUGAUCUCGGGCGAAGAAAACUGGUCACCGUCAACAGAUUGAAGGCGGCCGAAAGGGACCUCAAGAUAUUCAAGAACUACAAUUCGGCUUUGAAGACGGAAAAGCGUAAACUCACCCAGGAGCUGUCCACAAUGAAGGACCAGUUGGAGCAGCUCCAGGUGAGCAGUAAGAGGCAACUUUCCCGCCAUCGCGAGCAGAGCGAAAAGCAGCGCAGGGAUCUGCAGAAAAGGAUAUACGACCUGGAGCUGAAACUGAGUAGGAGCCAGAACUCCACCUCCAGCCUGAUCCAGGAGCGGGAUAGCUUGAUAGCUGAGCUCCAGACGCAGCUUCACACCUUGGUCCACAACUUCGAGGUGUCCCAAAAGCACAUAAGGGUCCUCCGGCGGCACAUCUACUCCAUGACGAAUCCAAAUGGUGCGGGAAUCCCUUGUAGUGGCGGUGGUUCGGCUGGCAUCGUUGGCUCCCAGCGACCCAGUCUGAUCAGGAUCAAUCAGCUGUCCCAGGGAUCCAGCAGCGGACGCAUCGGUAACCCGCGAACGCUGAAGGGCAAGAUCUAAGAAGGGAUCGGGAUCGCAUUGCCCAAGAUCUAGAUCGGGCCCAUCAGCUGUCCAGGCAACUUGAAGGUACGGUUUUCGGCACUCGGAUCAUACCAUCAAGUUGCCUGGACUUUUCCCGCUGUUAUCGACACACUGAAACUUUUAUUUGGUGAUCAUGUAAACUAAUGGACUUUUUAAAAACCUUUUAAA